Molecule: messenger RNA, 7556 nt
Organism: Penaeus chinensis
Lineage: Eukaryota; Metazoa; Arthropoda; Malacostraca; Decapoda; Penaeidae
Product: probable ribonuclease ZC3H12C
Exons: 4
Coding region: 2096-5470 (1124 amino acids)
Cellular component (GO): cytoplasmic ribonucleoprotein granule; nucleus
Molecular function (GO): RNA endonuclease activity; mRNA binding; metal ion binding
Source: RefSeq, a predicted model, not a curated record
UGCCCUCGCUCUAUUUACAUACCAAAAAGUAACAUCAAGCAGUGCGACUUGUAAAAACAGGCCUUGUGUUGGAUGUGCUCUAAUUUACAAUGAACGAAUGUCUGGGAGGAGUAUGCAAAUAUAGGAGAUCGAUCAUAAGGUGUUACACUCCUCGUAUGUUCCGUUUGUGAAUCGUGUCACUGUGAUCCGAUAUUUUAAGAAUAUUGCAGAUAAAAAACAUAAUGGAAUGUAACGGAAUCGAGGGAACCUGUGGAACACAAAAACGUUCAGUAGAACCAAACAGCUAUUGAUCUAAUUAUCAUUGUUUCCGUUAUCAUUUCGUGUUGAUGAAAAGGAGGCAUUAGUAUGACUUUUAGUAUUUCCUUCAGUAACUAUGUGUUUAAUGUGUGACCAAUUAUUUAAUUUGUAGAUAUCAGUGGAUGAGAGAUACGGAAAGGCUGUGGUGCGAUUUUUUCCAUAGUGAAGUCAAGUGUUUCAGUUGAUAUCGUUCUGUCUUCAUGCUCUGCUGAACAUUUAUUUUAGUUCACACAGGUCAUUGACAUUGUAAGACAUAAUGAUAUGAGAAAUUGAUUUAUGUACCCCAGCAACAUGAUCAACCUUGAGUAAGAAUAGCCGUAUGAAGAGAAGAGAAGUUAUGAGUGGUGUCAGUUGCUGUAGCGGAGCGAGAUUGAACGGCCUCUAAAAAUUCCCCACAUAGUGGAGUCCAGGCGUGACGUCACGGAGAAACAGGAUGUAGUGGCGGAACCGAGCGUGUGCUGGCCGGGGUUUUGCCCAACCAUUUGUUUACGUGAGCGGCGCCCCCCUCGCUGCUCCCGAAUCACAACUGCCUUCCAUUCUGGUCUUGCUCUAACUUGAAAACGUCAUGAUCCAACGGAGAAAAGUUUAUCUUAAGCUAAUUAAAUGGCAAUGUAAAUUAACUUGGCAGCAGCGGUGGCAAGCCCUGGUUGUGAGUCGGACCAAUCAUUGAUCGUUGUCCUUGCGAGCGUUGUUUUUAUUGGCUAAUGUACAUCUUUGGCUUCUGUUCACCUGAGGGAUUAACCAACACCUUAUUGGAUAACUAGGAAAUGUGACAACCUUAUGGCUCCGUCUCACUUUGGAGCACCACGUAUGCAAACUCGAAGUUUGGGUUGUCUGUUGACACGUGUUGCAGCCGCGCGAUAUUCGGUUGAUUCAAAGUUAUUAUGAUCGUGCGAGCACGUGCGAGUUCCGGAGUUGAGCAGCUCCCUAAUAGUAGCCACUUCGCGGGGGGUGGUGGGGUCACAGAGGAGAUGGGGGAGAGAAGGAGAGAAUUCGAGAUCUCAAGAGGAAGUGUCGUUUAACUUAAUUUUUCCCUAAGUGUUACUGCUGAGCGCUGCUGUCAGUCAGUUGCUGGCACCAACGACGAAGGAGAGCGGAUAUUACCAGUGAUUCAAAUGCAUAUGCGAUGAUACAUACAGUUGCACCAGUAACAUGAAGGUAACAUCAGAAGUAGUGGCAUACAAAAUAUAUUUACACGAGAGGCAGUAAGGGUUCUGGAUUAAAUAAUAUACGGACUCUGAGAUUAGCACCAAAAUAGCCAUAGGAUCCCAAAGAAGACCCCGAGUGCCCUCCUCCUUGACUUGCCUGGUACUGAAGCACAGGAGGGACCAAGCCACACCCAUGGUCCAAGCGCCUUUCAGUGUUGUUAUAUCGAAUUGAGAGUCUAUCAGAGUUCAACUUUAUACCUAAGCAGCAAGUGUCACCGGUACUGCGUUAGGCGAAGUGGCAAAGUUUUGGAAACAACAGGUAUGCACGUGUGUACCUCAUAACAAUAAUGGCCAUGUAAUAUAAUUAUACAACUUAUCCUAAUCUUGAAGUUUAGAUUAUUCCUUCAACAAUGUCUUUUUGUCGUGGAUUUGAAAAGAAGAAUCAGAAGGGUACGGUUAUGGCAUCGGGUGUUCUGUGAUGUGAAAGUGCGGUGGUAACGGUGGUACGUUGAAGAGACGCAUGAAAAGAGGACAAAUAAUUGGCGAACAGGGAAAUGUGGAGUGUUAUGCCCAGCUAUGUAGUGUAACGUUGAGUGUAAACUUGGGACAUUUUCACCAGUGGAUAAUGAUGGCGUAAUCAACCAUUCAGGAUGGUUGUCAACAUUCAACAGGAUGUGGCGCCCGUGGUGGUGGGUGAGCGCGGGGUAGCGGGCGGGUGCCUACUGGCCGCUAUGUCCGGGGUGGAGGCGCCCCCUGAGGCAGCUCCGUCACCGCCGCCCUCGCCCCCCCACCCUCUGCACACACACCCUAACAAGGCACACCAUGAGCCUGCCUCCAGCGGGGAAGGUCAUGUGGCCCCGGGGGUGGAGCGCAGCCUCCGCAAGCUGGAGAACGAGGACAGCAGCUACGACAGUGACUUCGAGCCCAAUGAGUGUACUCCUGCGUCCCCACGACCCGACGAUGAUCAGCACGACGACGUGUACCGAACGGUGUCGGACACGCUCGGGGCCGAGUUCGCCGAGUAUGUUACCAUCAGCCAUGGCGCUCCCACAUCCUCGACCGUCACUCCAACUUCCACCAGUUUCACCACUGCUGCCCCCACUUCUUGUGUCACCUCCACCACCACCACCUCCACCACGCCCACCAGCCUCACUUCCACCACAGCCACGUCACCCUCAGCCUCCGUGCGCCCAGCCACAGCAUCGUCAUCGCCUACUCCCAGCACCACCACCACCGCACCCUCCGAGACCAGACCGGCGUCUCCCGCGGUGCGCUCAUCCUCAGCUUCGUCGUCCGUCUCUCCGCCCGCUGUUUCCGUUACGCCACCCGCGCCCACGCCCCAACCCAGCACAGUCAGCACCCCACCCACAGUGACGCUCACACAGCCCCCAGCAACACUUAGAACCAGUACCGUUGGCGCCCCGACUUCAGCUGUGACCACAGGCAGUGGGGCAUGUGUGUCGACCAGCUCCAGCGGCAGCAGUCAGUCGCUGGAGCAGGGCGUGUCAUGGGUGGUUCAGCGCCCCGGAUACGCCUCUCAGGUGGAAUUCGGAGUCAAGUUGGGUUAUUCGGAGGCCCUGGUGCAGCUGGCCCUAGUCAAACUCGGGGGAACGCCCGACAAGGACGAACUAUUGGCCGAACUAAUUAGGUUAGGGACAAGUACACCUCGAAGCGAGGGGGACACCGAGGCCAGUGACGACGUCACAGAUGUCAAGGAGGAGUCAGAUCAACAGCAGUCGUCUCUCAAACCCAUCAUCAUUGACGGUAGCAACGUGGCCAUGAGCCAUGGAAACAAAAAGACGUUUUCCUGCCGGGGCUUGAGAGUGUGUGUAGAGUGGUUCCGCGCCCGGGGCCACACAGGAAUCACCGUUUUCGUGCCGAAGUGGAGGAAGGAGGCACCGCGAUGGGACACGCCCAUUCAAGACCAAGAGAUCCUUCUGGAGCUCGAACGAGAGAAUGUCUUAGUGUUCACACCCUCCAGAGUGUGUGGUGGCAAGCGAAUCGUUUCAUACGAUGACCGUUACAUCCUGAACGAGGCUGUUGCUUCCAGUGGAAUUGUUGUCAGCAAUGACAAUUACCGUGAUCUGGCAGCAGAGUCGUCCCAGUUUCGACGAGUCAUAGAAGAGAGUCUACUCAUGUACUCGUGGGUUAAUGGUCGCUUUGUGCCGCCUGAUGAUCCUCUAGGACGUAAUGGUCCCACUCUUGAUGCCUUCCUGCGGAGAGGACCCGGUGGGACAGGAUCAACCAGGGACCCACGACAAGCACCGUGCCCAUAUGGCAGGAAGUGCACCUACGGCAACAAAUGCAAAUACAUGCAUCCGGAACGGGGCGCUGCACCCCUCAAGUCAGUGACGGAGCGAUUGCAAGAACAGGCACAGCGACAUUACCAGAACAAGGCCAAGACUAGAGAUUCCUCGCCAGGUGUAGAUAUCCGGGGCAAAAGUUUAUCGUUACCAGUGGGAGUCACAGAUGCAGAAGUGCCAAAGAAGCCACUGACACGCACCCAGAGUACAGUACCCCCCAUGUCUCUCACCCUGCCAUCUGCCCUCACCCAGGAAACCCCGACCCAUGAUCUGGGACCUACCAGUUCAACGUCUGUAGCCUCUCCGCACACUCACCAUCACCUCAUGACCCCACAGCACAUGGAGUCUCGUCCUCUAGACCCACUACGAUCUUCAUUAUAUAAAAGUGAGACUUCUCUGUAUCACAUGUACCCUUCACAAACUCCACAAGGCAGUUUUGGGUCCUCUCCAUGGCCAUGGAAAGGUCAAGGAGCAGAGUUACCUCUAAGAUCAAUGCCCUCUCCACAAGGAGCACCAUCUCAAAGCCAGUCUCCAGGCUAUGCAUCGCAUAUACCUGUAAGCAAGCAACUGUCAGAUCCAGAUCCUGCUGCUUCUGGGAAUCCACAUAAGAAGUUACAGCGGCAGCUUACUUUAAAUCCUACAUUUGAUUCUCGUCUGUAUAAGAUGGCUGGUUACAAGGAACCUGCCCCAGAACAUUUCCCAAUUGUGAGUCCUGUUCAGCAGCAACAGCAGCAGCAGCAACAGCAGCAACAAGAACAGCAACAACAGCAACAGCAGACUGGGAGUCAAGGGUCGCCUAGUAGGUCUAUUGGUCGAGAUGAAGCUCUUGUAUAUUCUCAAGCAGGAGCUGGGAUGACUGGGCGCAUUUCACCAGGAUAUUCCUCCCCAUAUGGUAGUCGAGAGCAACUGCAAGCUAUCCACCCUCCUCUUGCUCGUCAUUCCUCAUCACAGGAGGGUGCGAAACACAUGCCAACAUUACCACCCCAUCUCUAUCCUUCAUAUACUCAUCCCCAUGUCACACGCUUUGCCUCUGCACCAGAUCCUAUAUGGGGAGGUCAGCAGCAACAAAACACGCCUGGUCCACCACACAUCACACGUCUGAACUCUACAUCUGAUACAAGGCUGAAUGUAUAUGGCUGCAGUAGUGAAUCGCAGCUGUUUUCUGAAGUUCCAGUAUUUGAUGAUCCAAUGAGUCGCCUAACACAGUUCCACCCAGGAGGACAACACCACAAUACUAGUCCUGGACCAGGAGCUGCAUCACCAGGGCCAAUUGGCUCAAGGCCCAUGUCUCCUCAGCAUGGCAGUGUUAUGCAUCAUUCUCCAGGUGUAUCUCCAAGACAGCACAUACCAUCACAGCAGACAUCCUUAGGUUUAUCCUCUAAUUUUCCAAGCCCUAUGAGUGGAGCUGCAAGCCAUGAAGAUGUCCGGCUGCGUAUUUUCUAUCAUCUUUCCAACUUGUUCCCUGAAGCUCAGGUACGAGCAGUACUAGCCAUGUAUCCAGAGGAGACAGACCCUCAGAAAAUAUGUAGCUACAUCUUAAGUCCUAACCAUGGACCUGUGGGGUCGCGGCCUAUGUCUCCACAACAGCCAUCUCAACCUGGUGCGGGACGACAGUCACAAGGUGUUCAGGGUUCAUCUUCUCCAACAGCUGCUUUUCCAAGCUCUCUUCCUACUACAGCAUCCAGCCAUGAGGAUGCACGCUUUCGUACGUUCUACCAUUAGUUUUAAUUUUUUCAAAAAGCUCAAGUGCAUACUGACCUGGCUAUGUGUCCUAGUAAAAUUAAGGACUAGAUGUAUGCCACCUUAGUAAGGUCUGGUAAAUAUCAGUCCCCAGACUUUGCACAAAGUACCUAAAAAUUGAUGUAUUGCAUCAGGCACAUAAUUAUAGCAUAUCAUUAUAUGUAAUUUUGAAACAAACAUAUGGUUCAGUUUGCUUUAUACAAAUUGGCAAGGAAAAGGGGAAAAUCUAAGACAUUGAUGUAAUGUUUAUUAAAAAGUGUGAUGUUUAGUGAAAUAUGAAAGUAAGCGUUAGUGAGGCUGAUAGUAUUAUUGCACAUAUUGGGACAUAUACAAGUGUACAGUGAAUUAGUUCCAUUGGAACCCUAUCUAGGGCAUGAAUUGUGUCCUGGGGGAAAUGAAACAUUCUAAAUGGACAGGAGAAAGGUGAGAAGUAACUAAAUGGGUUUUCAGUAUUGGCUUGCCAAAGCUAUUGCGUUUGUGGAAGCAUUUAUUAGAGCACAUAAUGUUUUUACCUUGCCUGUGGAUAGUGACUGUGAGGUCAGUUUGACAGUAGUCAAUAUUUUACCUAGGUACUAGCACUGCAGCGAUUGCUACACUUUAGUUCAGGAUGACAAGCUUCGGUUAUGGUUUUUCUGUUCUUUUAAGUGUAAAUGGAGUGCCCUAAAGUGUCUUAUGGACAGACACAGGAACUUGGCAUGAGUCCUAUAUUUCAAUCAAAAGGUCAAUAGAUUGGCAAAUAAAUUAGUCUGUUCUCAUGUUAAUCAUAUUAAAUCAUGUAGUUUAAAAGCAGGACUCAACAGCCUAUGUUAGAGUGUGCCAUAAGCUGCAAUGGCUCCCAGUGGACAAAGCAAUGUACUAGUUGGUUAUAAUAUGCUGGUGCUAUACUGGCUAUAGUGUGAGAGGCUCGUACCACUAGUUAUAUGAAACGAUUUGCUCAGCAUCUAGAUACUGAUAGUAUUCUUAAUGAAAGAAUUGUCAGGGAAUCUUUAGAAAAGGAAUAUAGAAUGAUACUGCAACAAGAGAAAUGUUGUCCCGCAAGUACUUUGUACUUAUUAUUGACAGUGAUAAUGUUCUGGAGAGCUGCAAGACUUAGUCAUUGAGAGUAACCAAUAGGAUGAGUGAGUUGGCACAAACCUAUCAGGUGGAACAGAUUAUUUUUGUUAUGAACAUAUAAUGUUUCUAUUAUUACAUAAUAUUUGAAAAGGGUUUUGUUAUUUUGCUGCCCUUUAUCUCUCCCUUGAUGCAACAACCGUGUGUAUGUGUGUAUUGGAAGCCACCAGAAAGUGUGACAUCUGAAUAAGGUUUGCAUUUGUGAUGUGUGAUCACCUCAGGUUCGCAUGUUUAUGGAUACAUUAGAUCCAUUGGUGAAUUAGGUUGAGGUUGGUAUGUAACAAACCUUGCAGAAUCACACUUUUAAUGAUGGCUGGAGUGAAGCGUGUCAUUACAAUACUAUGUAUUGUGGGCUGUACUGGGUGUGUACCCAACCAUUGUGUGGCUGCACCCUAUUCCUGCCCUUAAGUCACCAGGCUCAGAUAGAACUACAACAUAGGUGCUGCCUCAUUGUUCAUUCUUCCAGUAGUGUGAGUGUGCCAGUAAAGUUGAGGUUUUACACCGUGUUUAGUUCUUAUCUAGUUCUCAUUGUGGCUAUGUGGUGACAUAAGGAAUGUAAUGGGUGCAGCUAGACCGCUACUUAGCGGUAACUGUGUAGCUCAUAUUGAUCUUGAGGGCCUACCACACCUCGACAUUGGCUUCUCAAUUGUUUUGAAGAGCCUUUGUAAUGUUCUACAAAUUUAAUUAAUUAUAUUUUUGCAUUAGCCCAUUAAUUGUAGUGGAAGUGCGCCACAGUUUUCAGGUAUAUAUGUAAAAGAAAGAAUUGAUGAAAAUUAUUAUUAGUGAUGGCAAUCUUUUGCACAAUAACAUAUUGGUCAUUAUUUUGGUAUUUAUUUUGUAGGUCAAUUAUGUAGUGAGGUGUAAGGCUGUUAAAUACACCUUUUUUAUGUCUAGGAGGUGGCCCUCUCUUGGCUUUUCACACUGACCUUCCUACACUCUCAAUAAAAAGAAAGUUGAA